ACGACCAGCUGGCCAUGGCCCGCUCAGCGGCAGCUCCCGUUGAAUCGUCCAACUUCCGAGGUCAAACCCCCGUCCAACCAUGGCGAGAGCCCGGAGGGAGGGAAUACAUAUACGCCUCCCCCUCAGAUCCACAUGCCGCAAUUCUCGUGCUCACUGCCCACCCAGCUCAUCUCAUCUCAUCUCACCCAUCUCUCCCUCCAUCGUCUAGAAGCUUCUCGAAGGCGCUAUACAGUCCCCUUCUCCCGCCAUGGGCAACGGGCUGUCUCCGUGCGUGAGCAUGCCGGCGGUCGCUGAGGCGCCCGCGGCGGCCAGGCUGGUGUACUGGGGCGGGCGGACGAGGGCGCUGCCGGUCUCCGACGACGAGGAGGGCGAGGGCGAGGGCAGCGGUGGCCUCCCCUGCACGGCAGCGGACGUGACGGCCGAGCUGCUCCCGGCGGACCACGUGGUCUGCCCGGCCGACUCCUUCUUCGUCGGCCUCCCGGUCCCCGUCGCGUCGCCGGGGGAGCGGCUGCUGCCCGGCCGGACCUACUUCGUGCUCCCCCGGCGCCUCCUCUCCUCCCCCUCCCCCGGCGGCAAGGCGGCCGUGCUCACCGCGGCCACGCUCGCGUCGCUGUCGGCCGCGCCGGGGGGCAGGAAGACGGUGCAGCUCGCCGGCCCCGGCCAGUGCCCGUUCGAGUACGUCAAGGGCGGCGAGGACGGCGCCGCGGCGCUCAUCCGGGUCCUGCCGCAGUUCAUCGAGAAGGUCAUCACCUGCGACGGCGGCAACGGCAACGGCGACGCUGCCGGCCGGCGCGGGUCGGGCAAGGUGGCUGCGUCCGCGACGGAGCUGUGCAGCACGCCGGAGCUGAAGCGGCACUACGCGCAGCUCGUCGGCGCGAAGGACCGGUCGUGGUCGCCGAGGCUGGAGACCAUCUCCGAGCGCAGCAAGAGGAGGAUCUUCCCGUCGCCGGCCAGGCUGCUGCUGUCUUCGCAAUAAUAUAAUUAGCUAAUGAGCUUAGAUCGUUUUGGAUUAGAGAUUAAUGGAGAUUAAUUAGGUAGGGAACACAGAGUUCGAUUUUACUUGUACAAUAGGUGGAACUGAAAUACAAAUGCACAAAUUUGUCGAAAA
This is a messenger RNA of Aegilops tauschii subsp. strangulata, 1108 nucleotides long. RefSeq lists its product as uncharacterized. The record is from RefSeq and is a predicted model, not a curated record. Lineage: Eukaryota; Viridiplantae; Streptophyta; Magnoliopsida; Poales; Poaceae.